Molecule: messenger RNA, 3375 nt
Organism: Callorhinchus milii (elephant shark)
Lineage: Eukaryota; Metazoa; Chordata; Chondrichthyes; Chimaeriformes; Callorhinchidae
Product: mRNA decay activator protein ZFP36L1
Exons: 3
Coding region: 270-1238 (322 amino acids)
Molecular function (GO): metal ion binding; mRNA binding
Source: RefSeq, a predicted model, not a curated record
CGAAGCAGCACGUUUUACGACGUGGGCAGAGAGAUCCAGGGCGACCUUUGCUCCUGAAAUUGUUUGCAAACUUUUUGUUUUGCCCCCCACCCCCCCACUUCCCCUCCAGAGAAAAAAAAAACCCCACACAAGGGUGGGUGGGGGGGAGUGGGUGGGAUUUGGUGUUGCCUUUGGUGGGUCCUUCGCAAUGUGCAACUAAAACACCGUGAAGGAGCACAAGCAGAUGGUUUAGAAACCCAGCAAUUUGCCCGAAUCUGCACGAGAACACGAUGAUCAGCUACAACAACAAUAACACCAGUAACUCCAACAUGACCUCGCUGGACAAGAAAGCUGUGGGGACCCCAAGCACAAUGGGGUUUCAGAGGCGACACUCAGUCACCCUGCCCAACUCCAGGUUCAAUCAGAAUCAGUUCCUCAACAGCCUCAAGCUGGAGCAGCCCGGCACCUUUGGGAACAAGGAGAACAAAUUCCGUGACCGUUCCUUCUCGGAGACUGGAGAGCGGUGCCUCCAGAAGCCACAAGUCCAGGUCAACUCCAGCCGCUACAAGACCGAACUGUGCCGGCCCUUUGAGGAAAAUGGCUCAUGCAAGUACGGAGACAAGUGCCAGUUUGCCCACGGCAUGCAUGAGUUGAGGAGCUUGGCCAGGCAUCCCAAGUACAAGACCGAGCUGUGCCGCACCUUCCACACCAUUGGAUUCUGCCCCUACGGACCCCGCUGUCACUUCAUUCAUAACGCAGAGGAACGCCGCAUGUCUCCCAGCCACGACCAAAACCAUCUCCCGCUCUCCCCCUCCAACAAGAUGGAGAGACCUCGCCUCCAGCACAGUUACAGCUUCUCUGGCUUUUCCAAUUCACCCAGCGGGCUGCUGGACAGUCCCACCUCAAUCACCCCUCCUCCCAUCUUCAGCACCGAAGACCUCAGUGUCUCGCCAACCCUGCCAGAUUGCGCCAGCAACCCCUUCACCUACUCGAGCCAGGAGCUGGCUAGCCUCUUUGCCCCCAGCAUCAGUAUCCAAGUGCCAAUGAUCUCUUCUAACGGCCCUCAUUCCCCCACUUCAUUCCUACUUCGGCCUUUGGCUCCGUCCUCCCCAAUCUUCGAACCGCCUCCGAGCCCCCCGGACUCGCUCUCCGACGACUACCUGAGCAGCUCCGGGAGCCUGAGCGGAUCCGAGUCCCCCACCCUGGACCCCAGCAAGCGGCUUCCCAUCUUCAGCAGACUUUCCAUUUCAGAUGACUAGUUUGGCCUUCAUUCCUCCCCUCUCCACAUAGAAAAAGGAGACGCAGAACUGUUUACACCCACACCCCCCAAAUGUUGCCCCCAGUCAGUACAUUUAAUAAGAAACCUUUAUUAGGGUCCACUUGCCCAUAUUUGACAAACUUGAGGGUUAAAGAUGUCCCGUCAACCCCCUGUUGCCAGCUAAAUGCAGUCUCAUUUGGCGACCUAGUUAGUUUAGCCUAUGCUUUCACUGUGACAGUAAGGGUACAGCAAUUAACAGCACAAGUACAGUUUGGGAGUUAUUCCCCAAAAAAGCAAGCCAAUUUUCUGGGUAGUUGACAGAUCGUGAGGGAGGAGGUGUGGGUAGGUGGCUCCAGUAAACAAAAGGGGCGGGUUUAAUUAUAUGGUUUAAGCUCCCGAUUGGAUUGAGGCACUUUGUGACACGACAGUCAUUUUAAUUUGUCAAAACCGCCACUACCUGCCCAGUUGUGAAGUUCUUGCUCGUUGGUUAAGAAUCUUUGCAGAAAGUAUUUUUUUUCUAAAAACUGAAAUGAUCUUUAGAAAUAGUGUAAAAUCCUAUUGUUUGCCAGUCAUGAUUUUUUAAUGUAGCAAAAAAAUUCCUUGCAUAUGAUAUCUUUAUCUGUAACUUUUUCUCCUGCCCAUUUUCCCUCCCAAUAAUUGCUGCACCCUUCCAAUUCCUGUGUGACUGCACCUCUGAGGAAGCAUGUUUUAGCGCAGGAUAGACCAUGAACUAAAACUUUUACCGUGUGUUUGUGUGUGUUUGAAUUUGUUUUGUAAGAUUUGCCCACAGCUAUAACAAGCAGUCCUUGUGGGCAAAUGGCUGGGCUGCAGGAAACUACCAGCACCUGUCCCCAUGUAAGCAGCACCAACAAGAAUUAUAAUCCCAGGGACUGGAGGCGAACAGGACCACAGGAAGGACUUUGUUUUUUUUCUCCCUUCCCCUUUCCUUUUUUUCUAUUCAUUCCAAUGGGCACAGAUUGUGGCAGUAUAUUGUGCAGGACUUGGAAGCGAUGAAUGUGUAUUUUUUUUCAAUUGAAAUUGGGGAUGUUUUUAUUGCUGGUGACUUCAAUGUGGUGCUAUUAUAAGUCAAGUUGCUGCCUCCUUUAUUUUAAAAGAGUAAGAAUUGGCAUCUCGAGGGGGGUGGGGGCUGACUGCGCCUUCAGCUGACUAUAUAUUUUAGGGAUAGGAGCUAAGAAUAUGUGAGAACCUCUUUAAGAAAAUUAAUAGUUUUGAUUCUUUGGUUCGAGAGAGUGAAGUAGAUAUACAAGCUAGUCUCCAUCAGAGGACUCGAGCCAACUUUUUCUCUGUCUCCACCUGGGUUUAUAAUUUUUGUAGCCUGUUCAGAAAUCUGUACAGAAUGAGCUUCUCACUGCACACACAACACAAAAAAAUUGCUUAUUUAACUUAUCGAACAUAUUUAUUGCCAAACAUAUGCAUUUUUUGUUUGUAUUUAUCAAAAAUGAUGAACCAUAGAGUAUAUUUUCUUUUAUGUUUAAAUUAUGAUCUUCUUAAUCUUAAGAUUAUGAGGUCCUUUUUUUGGUCUUUUUUUAAUUUUCGUUUUGUUUUCCACAGUUUAAUAUAUUAUACUACAAUGAUGAGGGUUUUUGUAACUUUACUCUUCAGUUAUGUUAUUUAAUAAAAAAAACUUAAUUUAAAAACACAAAAAACAAUUUGAGUUUAUUUAUUUUGUAGUGUCUCUUUACCCCCCUCUUUUUUUAUUUCUCUUUCAUUUUGUAAUUGAGUGAAACUCACUGCCUUUUUAAAUUCUGGUUGUAUAACCGGGGAGUGGGAUAUGGGGGACGAGCUUGGCCAUGCUUGUACCCUGGCUUCAACUGUACAAGAGACUGUUUAACUCUGAGCUUUGUAAUGUCAGUGGUGCCUACGAGCUGUGACUUAAAAGUGCCUGUCGAACACAACAUUCCAAGCAGCUUUGUAUGCUUCAAUAAUUCAUUUUUAUUAAAAAAAUAAGCUCUGGUUUCCUAUAGAACCAGGGCUGAGCACAAAGCGAUGUUGAAUGUAUUUUUACCUCUUUACAGUUCACUAAGUUUUCCUGUGUCUUGUUUAUACGGAGUACUUUUUUUUGUAACAGCUGGUUCUCAUGUAAACCAAUAAAACCCCCAACGUGUGUUUUUUUCAAA